Messenger RNA from Rhincodon typus (whale shark), 1356 nucleotides. It is a transcript of the gene tollip, whose product is annotated as toll interacting protein. Gene Ontology annotation, molecular function: ubiquitin binding; ubiquitin conjugating enzyme binding. The transcript has 7 exons. Gene Ontology annotation, cellular component: cytoplasm. Lineage: Eukaryota; Metazoa; Chordata; Chondrichthyes; Orectolobiformes; Rhincodontidae. The record is from RefSeq and is a predicted model, not a curated record. Bases 124 to 972 code for a protein of 282 amino acids. Gene Ontology annotation, biological process: ubiquitin-dependent protein catabolic process.
AAUGAGCAGGAGUAGUGAGCGGCCCUUAGCCCAGUCGCAGUUCCGCCACCCAGAGAAGGAGCUGAGAGCGGCUGUAGGGGUAGUGGCGGUGGUGGAAGAGAGUGCGGCUUAGCUGGAUUGGACAUGGCGGCUACAACCGUCUCCACCCAGAGGGGCCCGGUUUUCAUUGGAGAGUUGCCACAGGAUUUCCUUCGUAUUGUACCAACUCAGCAACAGCAGCAAGUACAACUUGAUGCGCAGGCAGCUCAACAAUUACAAUUUGGAACUAGCAUGGCUACUGUGGGUCGAUUGAGCAUCACUGUGGUACAGGCAAAACUGGCAAAAAACUAUGGGAUGACACGUAUGGAUCCUUACUGCAGAAUACGUCUUGGAUAUGCAGUAUAUGAGACACCUACAGCACAUAAUGGAGCAAAAAACCCAAGAUGGAACAAAGUCAUUCAGUGUACUGUGCCACCUGGCGUUGAUUCAUUUUACUUAGAGAUAUUUGAUGAGCGGGCUUUUUCCAUGGAUGAUAGAAUUGCUUGGACUCAUAUAACUAUCCCAGAACUACUAAAAGAAGGCAAAGUAGUGGAUGAGUGGUACAGCCUUAGCGGAAGGCAAGGUGAUGAUAAAGAAGGAAUGAUCAACCUUGUUAUGUCUUAUGCAACAUUGCCACCAAACAUGUUGGUGCAGCCACAGCCAGUAGUGUUAAUGCCCACUGUGUACCAACAGGGACUAGGAUACAUGCCUAUUACAGGGCUUGAGUAUUUUGCUUUGGGAGUGCCAACAGUCUAUACACAAGGAAUGAUUCCAGUUGCAGCACCAACACAGGUAUCUGCUCCACAAAAUCUGUACAGUGAGGAAGAUCUCAAAUCCAUCCAGGAUAUGUUCCCUAACAUGGACAGAGAAGUGAUCCGUUCAGUGCUGGAAGCACAGAGAGGCAACAAAGAUGCAGCAAUUAAUUCUUUGCUCCAGAUCAAUGAAGAAUCUUAGGAAUAUGUGCAGUCAUUGUCCAUAUUGCCAAGGGCCAUAAUAACUGAUGUAUCUCUGCAACAAAGACUUUGAGCUUUCUCUGUCAAUCUUUCUUGUUUGCAUAUGCACAUGUCCGAUAAACAACACAUUGUACAAAGUUUGUAACUGUAUUAAACAUAGAGUUCUGUAAUCGAAGUGCAUAUGCUUAAGUUCAGAAAGGCUGCUAAAUUCAUAUCUUGAGGUUAUAUACUAAUUUGUCCCACUGAGCUUAGUUAAACUUCAUGCUUACGUCCUUGAAGUACGUCUGUUGUGGAUUUGAUGGCAUUUAAUGCUGAUUGUCCACCUGUCAAGUGCUUUGAAAAUUGUCUUUUCUUAGAGUUUAUUAAAAAUGUGCAUUAAUUGGAA